AUGCGAACUCAAGAGCUAAUUAACAUGAGCAAAGAAACUGAACUCGAGAUGCAAAGAGCAGCCAUUGAACGUACAAAGCAGUUUAAUAACACUGUCAGGGGAAAAUACAACAUAUGGAGGAAAGAACAUAACAGCCCUCACUCAGAUUCCACUUUGAAACUAUUGAAAGAUCAGAUUAUUACGGCCAAGGUGUAUGCUAGCAUUGCCCGUUCCAAGAAUUCUGCAGAUGAAAGCAUAAAUGCUGGGAAGAAACACAACACAUUCUUAGUCCAGCAUGCUGCAAAGACUAUCCCUAAACCCCUCCACUGCCUACCUUUACAGCUAACAACUGAUUACUUCUUGCACAACUAUACCAGCAAAGAACUAGCAGACAAGAACAAGCUUGAGGAUCCUUCCCUCUACCACUAUGCUAUUAUAUUCUCUGAUAAUGUUCUUGCAAUAGCUGUAGUUGUCAAUUCCACUGUGAUGCAUUCCAAAGAACCAGAAAAACAUGUAUUUCAUUUAGUUACAGACAGACUGAACUUUGCAGCUAUGAGAAUGUGGUUCAUUGUCCAUCCUCCUUCACCUGCGACAAUUAAUGUGGAGAAUAUUGAUGAUUUCAAGUGGCUUAACUCUUCUUAUUGUUCAGUUCUUCGUCAACUUGAGUCAGCCAGGAUUAAAGAAUACUACUUCAAAGCAAAUCAUCCAUCAUCUCUUUCUGUUUGGAAUGAAAAUAUCAAAUAUAGGAAUCCCAAGUAUCUGUCUAUGCUUAACCAUCCAAGGUUCUACAUGCCAGAAGUGUACCCAAAGCUUGAUAAGAUACUUUUUCUUGAUGAUGAUGUUGUUGUUCAAAAGGAUCUGACACCGCUCUGGUCUAUAGAUUUGAAGGGGAUGGUGAAUGGAGCAGUCGAGACAUGCAAAGAGAGCUUUCAUAGGUUUGAUACUUACCUCCAUUUCUCAAACCCAAAAAUCUCUGAAAAUUUUGAUCCACAAGCUUGUGGAUGGGCAUUUGGGAUGAACAUCUUUGACUUGAAGGAAUGGAAGAAGCGAAAUAUCACUGGAAUAUAUCAUUAUUGGCAAGACUGGAGAAAUGAAACAAUAGAGGUCGAUGAAAGUGCUCUUUUUAGAAAGAAAAGUGAAAGUGUUCUUGUGAAUUCAUAA
Messenger RNA from Phoenix dactylifera (date palm), 1140 nucleotides. Lineage: Eukaryota; Viridiplantae; Streptophyta; Magnoliopsida; Arecales; Arecaceae. The record is from RefSeq and is a predicted model, not a curated record.